Molecule: messenger RNA, 696 nt
Organism: Striga hermonthica
Lineage: Eukaryota; Viridiplantae; Streptophyta; Magnoliopsida; Lamiales; Orobanchaceae
Source: the annotation of a GenBank genome assembly
AUGGGCUCUGUGCUGUUGCCAAAAUCAUCUUCCUCCGAUUUUUUCGACACAGACCAAGUAACGUGGGUUUCCUCUAACCUGUUGUACCCACCGGCUGAAAGAGGAGCGAAUUGGCUCUGUAUAUUUGGAGUGACUGCAUGGAAGCUAUGGAAAUGGAGGAAUGAGUUCAUUUUUCAAGGAACAAGGCGAACAGGGAUCGAAGGGGUGCAAGAAAUAUCGACCUAUGUCGAGGGACUGGAAAGACUCGUUGCGAAUGAUAGGAAACUUGGGGGGUUGGGCCAGUUGCGAAUGGAACGGUGGAUACGGUGGGAGAAACCUCCGGAGGGGUGGGUGAAAGUUAACUCCGACGGCUCUUUUAGUCCGCAGACGGGGCUUGGGACAGCGGGUGGACUCAUAAGAGAUGAGCAUGGGAGUUGGAAAGGGGGAUUUACAGUGAAACUUGGGGCUUGCUCGAUUAUGGCGGCGGAAUUAUGGGGCUUAUAUAGAGGUCUCGCGUUGGCCUGGGACUUAGGGUUCCGGCAAGUAGAAGCGGAAGUAGAUAAUAAAAGUGUAGUGAAAUUUACUAGGUGUUCGGAGAUUGAUCCGGGGCCGACCACUUGGCUUCCUUCGCAGCGGAUGGAGAGAUGGGAUAUCAAGUCCUACAUGAUCCGCCGGAUGGGGUUCGUCAGUGGCUCCAUCAUGACCUUCUUGGCGUAG